UUCUCCCUUUGAACUUCUCUCCAUAAAGUCUCCUCUUGAGGACAACCUGUGUUCACACUCAAUGGCCUUUCAGGAGCUCCUGGAUCAAGUUGGUGGCCUGGGGAAAUUCCAGAUCCUUCAGAUGGUUUUAAUUCUUCCCUCUUUUAUGAUGAUAAUAUGUCAAAUAUUGUUGGAGAACUUCACUGCAGUCAUUCCUAGUCAUCGCUGCUGGGUGCACAUCCUUGACAAUGACACAGUUUCUGAUAAUGAUACUGGGAUCCUUAGCCCUGAUGUCCUCCUGAGAAUCUCCAUCCCACUGGACUCAGACUUGAGGCCGGAGAACUGUCACCGCUUUAUCCAUCCCCAGUGGCAGCUUCUUCAUCUGAAGGGAACCUUCACCAACAUGACUGACCCAGACAAAGAGACUUGUCUGGAUGGCUGGGUGUAUGACCAAAGCUCCUUCCCCUCCACCAUCGUGACUGAGUGGGACCUAGUAUGUAAUUUUCAGUCACAGAAAUCAAUUGUUCAAUUCUUAUUCAUGGCUGGAAUGCUGGUGGGAGGCCUCAUAGGUGGUCAUCUUUCAGACAGGUGA
Leptonychotes weddellii (Weddell seal) is the source of this 571-nucleotide messenger RNA. Its product is annotated as solute carrier family 22 member 10. The record is from RefSeq and is a predicted model, not a curated record. NCBI's taxonomy places the organism in Eukaryota, Metazoa, Chordata, Mammalia, Carnivora, Phocidae.